Molecule: messenger RNA, 2037 nt
Organism: Colias croceus (clouded yellow)
Lineage: Eukaryota; Metazoa; Arthropoda; Insecta; Lepidoptera; Pieridae
Gene: qless
Product: all trans-polyprenyl-diphosphate synthase PDSS1
Exons: 8
Coding region: 60-1313 (417 amino acids)
Biological process (GO): isoprenoid biosynthetic process; ubiquinone biosynthetic process
Cellular component (GO): transferase complex; mitochondrion
Molecular function (GO): prenyltransferase activity
Source: RefSeq, a predicted model, not a curated record
CUUGUGUGAUAGCAUGUUAAGUAGUUCAUGUCCUCAAGCGUUUCGUUGCAGUUGUAGCUAUGGCGUGUUUAAGUUCGAGUAGGCUCUGUGCUCGUGUACAAGAUAAGUUUAUGUGUCAAUUUGGACAUAAAGUUCGAAGGCAGACUGUAUUUGUGAAACUCAAACCUCCCGGACCAACUCCAUUGCGGAUAUUUGGAAAGACUUGUCAGCGUGUGACCACAUGCGGGCCAGCGUGCGGUAGCCUCGGCGGCACAGCGUCCGCGAUGCGGCGCCUCGCGUCCAGCAUGCAGAGCACAAGCACCGGGUCCCUGCCGGACUACGGCGCGCAAAUCGUCGACCCCUACCGCCUGCUCGAAGACGACCUUAAUGGAAUAUACGAAGACAUACGAUCGGAGCUGGAACGCAACACAAAUCAGCCCGAGUUGAACACCAUAGCUACAUAUUACUUCGACGGUCAGGGUAAAGCUCUAAGGCCAAUGGUGGCUAUCCUUAUGGCGAAAGCUGUCAAUUACCACGUAUACGGUGAAAAUAGUGCCCUGCUGCCAUCCCAGCGGCAGGUAGCAAUGAUCAGCGAGAUGAUCCACUCAGCGUCAUUGAUCCACGAUGACGUCAUCGACCAGAGCGACUUCCGCCGCGGUAAACCCUCCGUCAACGUGCUCUGGAAUCACAAGAAGGUUGCAAUGGCCGGCGACUUCAUCCUCGCUGUGGCGUCGAUGAUGAUAGCUCGCUUGCGCAGUGACGAGGUCACGUUGGUGCUCAGUCAGGUGGUGACUGACUUGGUACAAGGUGAAUUUAUGCAACUUGGAAGUAAAGAAACAGAAAAUGAAAGAUUCGCACACUACCUCACGAAGACAUACAGAAAGACCGCGUCACUUAUUGCCAAUUCCGUUAAAGCGGUGGCACUACUGAGCGGCGCGGACGAGAGCACGUGCGAGCUCGCGUUCCAGUACGGACGCAACGUGGGCCUGUCGUUCCAGCUGGUGGACGAUCUGCUGGACUUCGUGUCCUCUUCACAGGCGAUGGGCAAGCCCACCGCUACUGACCUCAAACUUGGACUUGCCACCGCGCCAGUGCUGUUCGCUUGUGAAAGGUACCCCGAGCUGAACCCGAUGAUAAUGCGGCGGUUCCAAGAAGCGGGCGACGUGGAGAAAGCCUUCGAACUGGUCCACAAGUCACGUGGUCUCGAACAGACACGUUUCCUCGCGCGCAAACACGGGCUAGAAGCGGCGAGAUUAGCCAGCGAGCUAGCCGACUCGCCCUACCAGAAGGCGCUAGUCGUCACCACAGACCUCGUGCUCAAUAGGAUCAAGUAACGCACCUUUUAUAUGGGAGCAGCCGAUUGGGAGCUUCUGUUGUCCAGGAGAGAAUGUGCUAGGAGACGGAGUUGGUGACUUCUUAGUAGAGCCCCACUGUUUUAGAGAUCAAAAAAUAUUUUUUUAAAGGAUAGAUAAAAAGUUAAAAACGUAGUAGAGUAUAGCGCCCUUCACUAACCUCAAUUUCAACCAAUAACGCGAUAAUAUAUAGUAAACAUUUUAUGAACAAAUUUUGAUGCUCAUAACAAAUGAACAUCAAAAUUGACUGUGAAAGAGUUGUGAAUUCAAUGGUUAUCAAAAGUACAUUGUACAAUCAUUAGCGAAUUUCUGGGGUUCUGUAUGUCCUAAGCUAACGAGCCAUAUGAAAUAUGUUGAACAUUGUCUUUCUUUAUUUUCUUCAUUCUGACCUUGAUCCGAGUUCUAAAUGAUUUCAAAACCAGUGAAACUACCCAGUUAACAAUUGUUCCUUUCACAGUAAAGUGAUAAAACAAUUAAAAAUCAUCGUAAUCACUUGCUUAUUGAGAUCAAGUGAAACACGAAGCGUGGGAAGACGCUCAUGCAAUUAAGAAAGCCAGAUAUAUUAUGGGCUCAAAUAUCACUUAUUACAAUGGUUGGCUCUAUUUGGAAGUACCAUAUAGCGAGGUUACGGCCAUUUCGCACGUUCCACUUGAUUAAGAAUGAGAUGGCAAAUUUUCUACGAAGGACGUAGAAAUUUAGAUCGAGA